Molecule: messenger RNA, 1044 nt
Organism: Alternaria metachromatica
Lineage: Eukaryota; Fungi; Ascomycota; Dothideomycetes; Pleosporales; Pleosporaceae
Exons: 1
Coding region: 1-1044 (347 amino acids)
Source: RefSeq, a predicted model, not a curated record
AUGACCGAGAGCAAGUCCACUACAUUAAUCCCGACAUGGGAUUGCAAAGCCCCGCUCAACGUCAACGAUUUCAACUUACGAGUCGAGACCAAGACCCCUCCUGUUGAGUCUGAGGUCGUUUCCGAAGCCUUAUUUCCAGUCAUCCGUAGCCAGAUUGGCGAGUUCAUUCGUCAAAGCCCAUCUCAUUUGGACUUCAUCAAUCCGGCCCUGAAGUCCUUCUCCAAGAAGGCAUUUGACGCCUCCCAUUCAAGGCUUGACGAGCUUGCCGCUUUUAAGUCAACGAUAGAGCAAAAGUAUCUUACGCGUUGCGAUGCUCAAAACCCGCUGCACUUUCUAACCAUGUGGAUGGCGCGCGCGUCACUCGCAAAGAUCGGGUUUGCACAAUACCUAUCAAACAACUCGAAGGGACUUGCGCAAGGAAGUGAGGAGCAGCGCAACGUUGGUCUUGGAUUUGCGCACCGUAUGCUUGAGUGCGAUACGCUGCUCAUGACCUCACCCCUCAUAGCAAAUUUCCGUUGGGUUGUCUACAUGCACUUCCCGUUCCCUGCCUAUAUUCAUCUCGCCCAAGAGUUGAAAAUACGCCCACUAGGCCAACUCGCAGAUCGAUGGUGGCAGGCAAUGAGCGAGAACUGCGCCGCUCGGUUGAUGGACUUCGAGAAAAAGGACAGCCCGGUGGAGACCAAACCCAACAACCCUUUCUUCACACUCUUUGGGGGGCUUGUUCUACAAGCUUGGUCGGCACGUGAAGCAAUAACGUCCGAACAAUCGGAUCCACCAGCUAUCGUGACGCAAAUCAGACAAAAGAUGGCCCUAAGGGACAAACUAGCGGCAGAGUCGCAAUUCCAGACGCCAGGUCUUGAUGAUCCACAAACGUCCGAGCUCAUUAGUUUGGACAGUCUCGGCUCCCAAUCGAGCGUUACCCGUGGCAGCAUGAAUCUGGGCUGUGUAGCUUUUCCCAUGGAACAAGCUUCGAUGAACUACAAUGGCAAUCCAUGGGAUUGGCCAAUGCCGGCUUGGGCUGGAAUGCCCGGUCAAGGCUGGUGA